AUGCCGGAGUCUCAAAUUACUGGCCUGCGGGCCACUUGCAGCCAGCUCAGAAGUCAGAACUCUGCUCACCAAUGUGAUCUCAGAAUUCAGCAUUAUACAUUUGAGUACAAAUAUUCCCAAGAAGGAGACGUCAUAAUAGGAGGAAUAUUUGCUGUUCAUUCUGCAGUGAAAAGGUGGAGAUUUCCCGGAAGCCUAUUCUACAAUGUCAUGUGUUCAGCAGUUCACCAGAGAGAAUACAGACAUCUCCUGGCUUUUAUCUUUGCUAUUGAUGAGAUAAACAGCAGUCCAGAUAUUCUGCCCAAUGUGACUCUGGGAUAUCAUGUGUAUGAUUCCUGUGGAAAUGUGAAUAAAGCCACAAAAGAUGUUGUGCAGAUCUUGUCUGGACAUUCCAAGACAGUUCCCAAUUAUUCCUGUAUGGUGCGGGGUACAGUGGCUGGUUUCAUCGGAGGUCUCAAAUCAGAUACAACUCUCCAAAUGGCACAGCUUUUGAAUGUAUAUGGUUACACACAGGCCCCAAGAGGUCGAUGUUCUGCAGAAUGUCUUCCAGGGUUUAGAAAAGCUCUAAGGGAAGGGUAUCACGUAUGUUGUUAUGACUGUGCUCCGUGUUCAGAGGGAGAAAUAUCAACCCAUUCUGAUAGUGAAAACUGCCAGAUGUGUCCUGCAGAUCAAUGGCCUAAUGAGGCUAGAAAUAUUUGUGUUGCCAAAUGUUAUGAGUAUUUGUCAUAUGAGAAGGACAUUAUGGUUGUAUUUUUAUCUGCAUCUUCAGUCAUAUCUUCCACUACAUCUCUCUGUAUACUUGGAAUAUUUGUUUGGUUUCGGCGCACUCCCAUAGUCAGAGCCAAUAACAGGAACCUCAGCUUCAUUCUGCUCUUCUCUCUCAUGCUGAGUUUCCUUUCUGUGUUCCUGUUCCUUGGACAUCCGGUGGAUAUAACUUGUAUGCUGCAACAAGUCUUCUUUGGAAUUGUCUUCACAGUCUCUCUGUCUUCUAUCCUAGCCAAAACCAUCACGGUUUUUAUUGCUUUUAAAGCCACCAGACCUGGAAGCUCCUGUAGGAAAUGGGUGGGAGUCAAACUUCCCAAUACAGUCCUGUUGUUCUGCUCAUUAAUUCAGGUUAUGAAUGGUGUUUUCUGGUUGUCCAUCUCUCCACCAUUUCAAGAGUAUGACAUGCACUCUUCUCCUGGGAAGAUAAUCAUUCAGUGUAAUGAAGGGUCAGUUAUCGGGUUCUACUCUGUGUUGGGUUAUAUGGGGCUUCUGGCAGCAGUGAGCUUUGUUCUGGCUUUCAUGGUGAGGACAUUACCGGACAGUUUUAAUGAGGCCAAGUACAUCACCUUCAGCAUGCUGGUCUUCUGCAGUGUCUGGAUUGCCAUGAUCCCGGCUUAUCUAAGCACCAGAGGGAAGUAUACAGUAGCUGUGGAGAUAUUUGCCAUACUGACCUCCAGUGCUGGAAUAUUAAUCUGUAUAUUUUUUCCAAAAUUGUAUAUUCUACUUUUUAAACCUGAGCUGAACACAAGAAAAUCCAUGCUGGCAGGAAGAAUGAUAUGA
This is a messenger RNA of Nanorana parkeri, 1542 nucleotides long. Its product is annotated as extracellular calcium-sensing receptor-like. Lineage: Eukaryota; Metazoa; Chordata; Amphibia; Anura; Dicroglossidae. The record is from RefSeq and is a predicted model, not a curated record. Gene Ontology annotation, biological process: G protein-coupled receptor signaling pathway. Gene Ontology annotation, cellular component: membrane. Gene Ontology annotation, molecular function: G protein-coupled receptor activity. The transcript is spliced from 5 exons. The coding region runs from base 1 to 1542 and encodes 513 amino acids.